ACCGCUCUUUCUGAAAGUGAGAUUCCAUAUCUCUGCUCCAAUUCUGAGCUGCUUAUCUCGUACUUCUCUCUCUCUCUCUCUCUCUCUAGGCGGAAGAAGCAGAGAACGAUGGAAGCGAAGAUGAGCAACUUCUUCGGAUCGGUCUCCGACUUCUUCACCGGCGCCGAUCACAUCCCCUGGUGCGAUCGCGACGUCAUCGCGGGUUGUGAGCAAGAAGUUGCCGAGGCUGAAAAAGGUUCAUCUGAUGAGCUUAUCAGUGAAUGUAUUAUGCGUUUAUCGUGGUCACUUGUUCACUCGAGGCAACCAGAAGAUGUCCAGCGUGGAAUAGCAAUGCUUGAAGCUUCCAUUUCUGGCACUAAGAGUCCUUUGCAAUUGAGAGAGCAGCUUUAUCUUCUAGCUGUUGGUUAUUACAGAAGUGGAGACUACACAAGGAGCAGGGACCUUGUGGAGCAGUGUCUGCGGAUUGCUCCUGAUUGGAGACAGGCCCUCACGCUUAAGAAAACAAUCGAAGACCGUAUUACAAAGGAUGGGAUAAUUGGCAUUGGCAUCGCUGCUACUGCUGUAGGAUUGCUGGCAGGUGGACUUGCUGCAGUUCUCUCAAGGAAGAAAUGACCCACGCACGGUCGCCCUUCAGUACUCUGUUCAUAUGAACGAUCCAUGCUAAAGUUUGUUAAAUUUUUUUUCUCUCAUGUUCUUCGCUAACCUCACUAGUGAUGUGGUAAGUAAACCGUCUACUUUGAUGAAGUUUUGUUACUUGUAGUUUGUUUAAUGGACAGUGUGAGGUAAAAGUAGUUCUUUGAAAUGUCUCUCUUUGCUCACCUGAACAAAAGUAUGUGACGAGCUUGUGCUGCCCA
Syzygium oleosum is the source of this 854-nucleotide messenger RNA. RefSeq names its product mitochondrial fission 1 protein A. Gene Ontology annotation, cellular component: peroxisomal membrane; mitochondrial outer membrane. Lineage: Eukaryota; Viridiplantae; Streptophyta; Magnoliopsida; Myrtales; Myrtaceae. The record is from RefSeq and is a predicted model, not a curated record. The transcript has 5 exons. Gene Ontology annotation, biological process: mitochondrial fission; peroxisome fission; autophagy of mitochondrion. Bases 109 to 612 code for a protein of 167 amino acids. Gene Ontology annotation, molecular function: protein binding.